AUGCCGAUUGAAAUACGCCUGACCACAUCCUCUGGCACACUCGAAUGGCGUAUCCGCUUUCCUGGUUGGGCACGCUCUUGGCAAGAAGCCCGAAUGCUGGUUGCUGAAGAGGCUCGCCGUCGUGGCCAUGCACUAGCCUGGCGUCGUCUUCAAUACUUGGCAACAGAACGAUCAUCCUCAUUCAUCUGGCAAACUAACGUAGAAACCAGUACUGUCUCAAACCAGUCUACGACCGCUGCGCGGUUCCGGCACUGGCCAAACGUCGAUGAGUUCAUCCUGCCAUCUGGCCCCUGGAGCCAGGCAGAACUAGCCGAGCUUAUUAGUGAGGGUCGAAUCACUAAUUACCAUUGGGUUCCAGUACUUCUGGAUCCAACUACAGGUCGCGAAGUCGCAGAUAUUCGUGAUGACCCAACCAUCUAUCAGUUGCGCAAAACUAGCUUAAUCUCGGCUAGAUGA
Messenger RNA from Protopolystoma xenopodis, 456 nucleotides. Lineage: Eukaryota; Metazoa; Platyhelminthes; Monogenea; Polystomatidea; Polystomatidae. The record is from the annotation of a GenBank genome assembly.